CGUUUAAAUAAAACUAUUAUAUUAAUCUGACUAUCCACAAUAGUUAUGAUCACAACGAAGAUCUACAGAUACAGAAAAUAAACCAAGAUGUUCAGCUACAGAGAAUAAACCAAUAUGUUCCAAUACAGAGAAUAAAAUAUGUUCAGAUAAAGUUUCUGUUUGAUCUUGCAGUAAGAUACAUCUGUGUUUGUUUUACAUUGGUGCACAUUUUAUAUUAGACUAUUGACAGAUACUUUUGUGCAUUAAAUGCAGUCAAUGUGAGUGUGUUAAUUGUGUGACCUGUGUAAAAUAAUGUUAAAACAGAACACAGGGAUGUUCAUGUGAUGCUUGACAUCUAACCUCUAACCUCUGACCUGUGUUCCAGACGUCCAACAAGGAGACACUGGGACACAGAAAAUAACCUCUAGGAAAACAGAUUACAUGAAGGGCUCCAUGUGCAGCAACAGCCAGUGCUCUCUGAGCGAGCCAACAGUAAGUAUUCUACAGGGGCCAAACAGCAUGGCCACCGGUUUCUCCCAGAAUCCCUACAACCUUCCCCGGAGCAGCCACCUACCCAGCGGCCUCAUCCCCAGCCACUACGACAUCCUGCCCAUGCACCACAGCCCCACACACACCACCCCCCCCCUCCCCCAGAGAGCCCCUGGUCACAGCCCCAGACACACCUCCUCACCACCCCCUCCCCCUCCCCCAGAGAGCCCCUGGUCAAAGCCCCAGACACACCUCCACACCACCCCUUCCACCUCCCCCAGAGAGCCCCAGCUCCCUGCUCUAGAGGGGAGAAAGGUCCUGGGCUCGCCACCCUUCCACCGGGCCACCAAGCCCCGGGCCACCCUUCCACCGGGCCACCAAGCCCCGGGCGCUAGCCCUGACAUUGUGACAAUGUUCUUCUGACAAUGUUCUGACAGCGUUGGGCUAAUGUUAAGCCUUCCCCUUGUCUACAUGCAUGAUGACUACGGUCUAAUAUUGAGGGAGGGAGGGCUGGGUUGGACCCCAACUUUGUUGUUGUCUUUCUGUGUUUAGUCUAAACCCCCUGAGGACUGAGGACAGAGCGGGAUCAACUCCCCACAUUACACCCUGAGAAGGAUUCAGUCAUGGAGAGAGAAAGAGAGCCUUCACCUUACAGCGAGGGAAAGAGAGGGAGAACCUCCUCUUCUGCCCUGGAGACACGCCCCCUGAGAGGGAGAGAGAGGGAGAACCUCUUCUAGAGAGACUCACACGCCAGACCCCCUGAGAGGGAGACGGACCAGACCCCCUGAAAGGGAGACGGACCGGACCCCCUGAGAGGGAGACGGACCGGACCCCCUGAGAGG
This is a messenger RNA of Coregonus clupeaformis (lake whitefish), 1310 nucleotides long. RefSeq names its product extensin-like. The transcript has 3 exons. The record is from RefSeq and is a predicted model, not a curated record. The coding region runs from base 421 to 891 and encodes 156 amino acids. Lineage: Eukaryota; Metazoa; Chordata; Actinopteri; Salmoniformes; Salmonidae.